This is a messenger RNA of Folsomia candida, 2515 nucleotides long. Its product is annotated as myotubularin-related protein DDB_G0290005-like. The transcript has 4 exons. NCBI's taxonomy places the organism in Eukaryota, Metazoa, Arthropoda, Collembola, Entomobryomorpha, Isotomidae. The record is from RefSeq and is a predicted model, not a curated record. Bases 1242 to 1826 code for a protein of 194 amino acids.
CAAGCCGGGCCAACGUCAACUUUCUCUCGCUCGGUGAAAGUCUCACUUUAUCUCCACUCCACUCCGCUCUCGAUAUUGAGACCAAACAAUUUAUCAUCACUCCCUAGCUCUCUUCUCCAUUAGACAAAUAACGUAAUACACACCAAACCUGACAUGCCAGCCCUAACUAUACCUUUCCUUGUAGUUGUUGAUGUCAGUAUCUAUCCCUGUCUUGGUAUUGGAAACGAUGUGGCUCACAUAUCAUAUACAGCAGACGUAAAAGAUUGAACAGAACAGAACAGAACAAACCACUGGUAGAAUAAUGGCGAAAAUAAUAUUAUUUAUUCGCCACGUUGCAUCAUCAUUUCCCUCACAAAUUGGGGAAUAAAACUGGAAAAAACCGAAAAAAACUAGCCAAAUAACGUACAUACAUACGUACCACUACAAUAAUUAUUCUAUUUUCCCUUAUAAAUUGGGAACAAAAACCGAAAAAAAUCCAACCAAACAACUAAACUAAAUCCAGUAAUUACUUAUUUUCGGUAUCUGAAUUACCUCACAAAAACCGAAAAAAAAUCCAGUAACCAAAUAACUUAACACAUACUAAAUCCAUCAAUUACCCAUAUUUUCCCACACCUCAUUUCCCUCACAACUACAAAAAACCCCAAAAAUCUCUCCCAGUGAGUGAAAAGCAUAAAGAAAUACGUGACAAAUCAUACCAAAACUUGAAAUCAAGGCCAAUUCGACAUCUCUUUUUCAAUUCAAACGAAGUGAUAAAAAACCCAGAGUGAAAAAAACUUGGUCACAAAAAUUCAAUACGUUUUUUAAUUGGAAACUGGAAACUUUCCCUUUUCAAAUUCCAAUCUUCUCUUUAAUAAGAGAACAAAGUUGAUAUUUUUACUUCAUCGGACAAAAAGGAAAUCAAGUUUCAUUUCAUACAACUUUUUUUCGCUGUAAGUACGUGUCUUUCUUGGGAUCCUUUGAGAGUUAAAAAACUAAUCAUCGUCAUCAUUCCCCCUCCGAGUGGGAGACUGCACAGUGGUAAAAAAUUUACUUUCUCCCCACUUGAAAAGAAUGUCUGUCACGGGGAGAAGAAGAGGAGCAGGACGACCUUAAUUUCUCCCAGGAAUGGAAUUGAAUCGGACCCAGCAAGAAGACGAAUCGCCUUGAAGGGAAACAGAAUUUGGUCUUUUUUCUCGUCCUCCUCGCCUCCUUCUGCUCGAGGGUACUUGGACUUUUCGAGCAUAGUUUAUCUAUUUGCCAAAAUGAUUGCCGGGACAAACACCACGACGACGACCACCACCUCCGCGCCCUACAGUUUGGCCGGAUCUUUCCCUCACUACAAACAAAUCGUGAUGCCGGCCGAUCAAAGGGAAAAGAUUUUAGCGAUGCAUGAAGCCAGCCGGGCAAAUGCGGGGAUUUAUGUCGCCGUCGUGCUGGCCAUGUACGUCAUUCUCUUGACGAUGCUACUCUGUCGCUACAGGCGACGUUUCCCUCUCCCCUCAUCGUCCGGUGAGGCGUAUUCGGCCAGUGGGCGACAUCACCACCAUCAUCACCACCACCACCACAACAGCUCGGGGGCACCAGCGUUGUCGUCCUCGAGCACGACGUUAUCACCGCUGUGGAAACUGCGAUUUCUCUGUGAUUGCUCGUCGACUGGGGAUGAUGGAAAUGUGGACGAUUCUCCGGAAGAGGUUGGCGACGUGAGGAUGACCACCAUGGCGAUGACGCUUAUUCCUCGGGCACCCACAGCAACGACCGUGGUGGUGGCGCGCCCUGUCCCACCGACGGUUUGUAUUACGCUGGCGACAUCGGAGGGUGCGGGGUCGGAGGUGGGGGUGGCGGUUUAAGCAGGAUAGGAGAUUUGAGUGGCUGUGGAAGGUGUGUGGACAUAGGGCCAAUGUCCCCACGGUUGUUAGAUGUCCCCAUCAUAUGCCCAUGUUACAUAAACCCAUCCCUCCCUUAUCCUACAACAUUGAUGUCCCCACGGGUUUCGCGGCCACUGAUACGGAGAAGUAUAGUUUUUCUAUGUUGGAGAGAGGAUCGUGCUCGUCUAUGCGACUAAAAUAUUUUCAGUAAUAUUACAUAAAUUGAGUAGUGAAAGUACAUACAUAUUUUGUGUAAAUAAGUUGGAAGAUGGAUCAAUAAUAAAAUAUGUAAGUAGUGUCAACACAUAUUCAUAGUUGAAUUGCAGGGUCACAUAUUAUACAUAAAUAGCGUCAGAAUCUAUGAAAAUAAAUAUGUAUAUGUAAAUAUAAAUAUGUAAAUCUAUCGGUAUUAUGUACGUACUUACGUCAUUCGUACGUCGGAACCUGCAAACUUUCAGGAGUUUUACUGGAACAAGUAUGUAUGUCUUUAUUGCAUAAAGAAUUUUCUACGAAAGGUAAAAAUUGCCUCUAAUUCUUUGCGAAAUCUUAACUCCUGCGUUUUAUGUUACAUUUCAUCACAGUAACAAAACACGAUGUAAUUUAUGUAACCGAUUUACAGCAUUGUAAACAAACAUGAUAUAGUAUUUUGAACUGUUUCAUAAUAAAUUAUC